Messenger RNA from Funneliformis caledonium, 744 nucleotides. The record is from the annotation of a GenBank genome assembly. Lineage: Eukaryota; Fungi; Glomeromycota; Glomeromycetes; Glomerales; Glomeraceae.
AUGACAAUUAUACAUAAAAUAGUAAAAAGUAUUUAUCCGACAUGUCUUCGACAAAAACCGCAAAUAAUAUUUUCUCAAAUUUCGGUAAAUUUAAUAAGCAAUAAAUUUCGUUUAUUAUCAACAUCACAAAUUUCCAAUUUCAAGAAAUCUUCAAAUCAUAAACCACGCGAUGAAGAAAUUAAAUCACAAUACGUUAGUUAUGUUGAUUUAGAAGGUCAAAUAAAAGGAACAUUUCCAUUAAAAAAAAUUUUAUCUGAAAUUGAUAGGACCAAAUAUUGGUUGGUUCAAGUUUCACCAGUUCAAGAAACAUCAUCUCCAUCGAAAAGUUCUUCUCAGCAACUCUCCAAAGGACAACAACAAAAGGAAUUACCAAUAUGUAGAUUAAUUUCUAAACAAGAAUUAUAUGAAAAACAAAAGAAGCAGAAAAAAUCUAUAAUUUUAAAAAAGGAAUUACUAUUAACAUGGAAAGUAUCACCAAAUGAUCUUACACAUAAAUUGUCUAGAGCAAAGGAAUGGUUAGAAAAAGGCUAUCAACUUCAAGUUGUUAUCAGUAACAGAGGCGUUAAAAAGAAUCAAUCUAGUCUAGAUAAAGGUCUUUUGGAUAGAAUCGUUAAAGAAUUAACUGAAUUUACCAAAGAUAUUAAAGAACCUAUAUGGACUAAUGGUAGUGUAAUGGUAGAAAUGCAAGGUAAAAUUAAUCUUCACAAAGAUUCUCCUGCCGAUGCUGAAUCAAAUGAAAUUUGA